AUGGUCGCGGAAAUCCACGAGGGAGACCUCGUGGUGGUCACGGAAGACAUCGCGUACAGCUACGAGCGCGACGCGGACGGCAACGGCGAGCCCGACUGCACCCUCCACAGGGACCUCCAGGGCAGGGUCCGCCAGAUCAGCGCAGAGGGCCACGCCCUGGUUCGCUUCCCGGCACCGCACCUGGACAAGUGGGUGCUACAGGAAGACAUCUACCUCCUGAAAGCGGUCGUCGAUACCGAGAGGGCCCCCUACGCCGACCACGGCGAGCCGAGCGCCGUCCCGCUCGUGCCUGCUGCGCUGCCGGAGCCCGUGACACCGGCGCCCCGCCUGUCGAAUCCCGCGCAGUUCGUGCCCGUCGCGUUCCUGUCUUGCACCAUAGCCUUCCUGUACUGCGUCUACGUCUUCUGCCACUGCCUGCCGCUGAUGCAGCUGAAGGAGCAGCCAGACAUGGUGGACCACGAUGCCAGGCUGCGGGGAACGGUCUCGCUCGUGGUCUUCUCCGUGGCCCCGCCCUGGGCCGGGAGACGCAUUAGCAAGGCCAUCUCGGAGUGCGACCCGGGCAUAUUCAUCCGAACUCUUCGGAGGUGUAUUAGCGAGGUCAUGUCGGAGUGCGUAAUUCUGGAACCCGCGGCCAACCUGGAGGACCCUGAACAAUUGAGCAAGGAGCUGGAGGAUCAGAGAGUACGAGCAGCGGAGAUGCGAGAGGACGAGGGGGACUUGCGCAAGCGGUUGGCCCCGUCCGCGUCCAGGGGCGCGAUCUUGCUCAGUGCGCUCGCGGGCGACAUCGCCAAUAUCCACGCGGCGGUUUCGCCGGGGCCGCCCGCGCAGGCGACUGGAGUUAGCGAGGCAAUCUCGGAGAGCAGUCGGCUCUCGGCGAAGCGAGGAUACCCUGGCUUGCCCAGGAGACAGGAGACCAAGGCUGCGUGGGAGAGAUCAGGGGAAAUGUGCAAGGCAAUGAAGUUUGCUCGCAGACAUGGCGGGUGCUUCUGGUCUGCUGACGCCACCGACAAGAUAGAGAAGGAGACGUUCCAGCAGCCACGCGCAGCGAAGGACUACGAGAAGUUCGACCUCAGAGGUUGCAUCGACGGACCCCAGCGACUGGCCACCCGCCCUGCGGCAGAGGUCAGAGAGAUGAACCACGUUGCAUCAGACUUGUUCUUCGUGCCAGUCAGCAAUUGGGCGUUUCGGAAGUCGUCGGCAGCGGGGCAGAACUACGGGAACCAGUUCAGCGAGAGGGGCAGGGGGCGCAAGCUGGGGCCAACGGCAGUGGCGGUGUCGAUCGAUCGGGCACCGGGCGCUCUGACCGACUUCCUGGAGCUGGCGGGAGACAACGGCGAGCGCAGCCAGGCCAUGGUCACAGAGACAAUCAACGGGUGCAAUGUCAGCGGGAGCCACAAGGCGCGCAACAAGAAGAACAGGAAUCCGGGCGAAGACGAACAGGAGUUCUGGGAGGAGGGCCCAGGCAAUAUUCCGAUCGGCAUCAACGGGCCCCCCAACUUCAGGGCAGCGCUCCCGAAGGGCACGAAAGAGGGCGCAAUUGCGAAGCUGGGCCAGUUCGCGAGCCACAACCUUAGGAUGGCAGUGGGGAUUCUGGUCGUCUACAUAGGAGGCAAGAAGUCCCAGUCGGCGGCGCCCAUGUCGAAGCUGGAGAGGAAAGCGCAGGGCCCAGACGGGCGUUAG
Prorocentrum cordatum is the source of this 1680-nucleotide messenger RNA. The record is from the annotation of a GenBank genome assembly. Lineage: Eukaryota; Dinophyceae; Prorocentrales; Prorocentraceae.